This is a messenger RNA of Drosophila ficusphila, 2180 nucleotides long. RefSeq names its product kinesin-like protein Klp59C (gene Klp59C). The record is from RefSeq and is a predicted model, not a curated record. Lineage: Eukaryota; Metazoa; Arthropoda; Insecta; Diptera; Drosophilidae. Gene Ontology annotation, molecular function: ATP binding; microtubule motor activity; microtubule binding. Bases 192 to 2015 code for a protein of 607 amino acids. Gene Ontology annotation, biological process: microtubule-based movement. The transcript has a single exon.
GUCGCUUCGUUUUUAGCCUUUUUUAUUAAUAACAAAAAAUACAUAUAGGCAGUAGUUUAUGAAAUCUGACUAAAUAUUAUGUGUGUACACUUGAAGAAAAUUUGCAGUUAAUUAAAUUCUUUGCGGAAAUCGAAAGAUCGUUGAUUGAACAAGGAAAAAGGUUGCAGAUUCGAGGAAGUGGGGAUAAUAACAUGGAUCAGCUGUCGAUCAACCAGAAGAUAUAUGUCCGUCGUUCUGAUGGCAGAGUCCACAUGGCAGGAAUUGUGAAACUGGAGGGCGGCAGCAAUAACAUGGUAACGGUGGAAUGGCCCGAAGGACAUAGGUUAAGGGGUAAGGAACUCCCUUUGGAACUGGUGAUCCUGAUGAAUCCGCAGAUCUUUGAUCCUUCUCCCUGCACGGCAUCCAUACCUCCACGAUCCGUGAAGCAACGCAUGUCAGCUGGAAAGUUGCCACCUCGCGUGGGAACUGCCACGCCCCGUCAACUUACGCCCACCACGUUGCCUUCAAAUAAUCAGGAUGAAGUAAUGAUGCAAGUGGAAAGGGUGAGGAAACAACGUGAACGAAGACGUGAACUUCAAGCCCGAGCUCGUCAAAUUCGGGAGAAUGCCAUGAACGAAGAUCCUGGGAAUCCCAAUUGGGAAAUAGCCAGGAUGAUACGACUGCAGCGCCUCCAAUUGGAAACUCGUCCUGUGAAGAGCAGUGGAUUGAACAAGCCCCUCAAGGAGCACCAAAUUGUGGUUUGUGUAAGAAAAAGGCCACUGAGAAGGAAGGAGUUGGCAGAUAAAGAAUUGGAUGUGGUCAGUGUACUUUCUAAAGAUAUGUUAAUGGUUCACGAGCCAAAAAAGCAUGUGAAUCUGGUCAAGUUCCUAGAGAACCACAGCUUCCGUUUCGAUUAUGUCUUCGAUGAAGAAUGCUCAAAUGCCACGGUCUAUGAAUUCACUGCCCGACCUUGGAUAAAGCACAUUUUCGAAGGCGGAAUGGCCACCUGUUUUGCCUAUGGACAAACUGGAAGUGGUAAGACCCACACGAUGGGUGGUCAAUUCACUGGGAAACAACAGAGCUCCUUGAAUGGCAUUUAUGCCAUGGCCGCCAUGGAUGUGUUUUCCAAUCUGCAGUUACCAAUUUAUGACAAGCUGAAGUUGCGAGUCUCCUGCAGUUUCUUUGAGAUCUACGGAUCUCGAGUUUACGAUCUUCUGAUGCCGGGUAAACCACAAUUAAGAGUUUUGGAAGAUGGCAAGCAGCAGGUGCAAGUGGUGGGUCUGACCGAAAAUCCUGUCAAAAACACUGCCGAUGUUUUGGCCCUACUUGAACUGGGAAAUGGAGUUCGAACCUCGGGACAAACCUCUGCCAAUUCCAAAUCCUCUAGAUCUCAUGCAGUUUUCCAAAUUGCACUUAGAUCUUCGAUAUCAGAGCGUUUGCAUGGAAAAUUCUCACUUAUAGAUCUCGCGGGAAAUGAAAGAGGAGCUGACAAUAGUUCGGCGGAUCGGUUAACCCGCAUCGAAGGAUCGGAGAUCAACAAAUCCCUGCUGGUUUUGAAAGAAUGCAUACGAGCUUUGGGCCGUCAAUCAGGUCAUUUGCCCUUCAGAGGUUCCAAACUCACUCAGGUUCUUCGUGACUCAUUUAUUGGAGGCAAGAAGGUAAAAACCUGCAUGAUAGCCAUGAUUUCACCUGGCCUUCAUUCUGUGGAACACACUCUGAAUACCCUGCGAUAUGCGGAUCGGGUCAAGGAAUUGAACGCAGAGGCUGCCUCUCCAAAACGACUGGUAAACGAUCUGACUCAAAAUCUUAGCUGCGAGAGCAACUCAAUGCCGGAUAUUGUUAGUCAGUUACAUAGUCUCAAUACUUUUAUCUCAUCCACAUCGCUGCCAAAUGGAAGCAAUCAAAUAGAAAAAGGGAACACCUCCAGUGAAGUCCAUGGACCAGUAUCCAAAACAUCUUAUCCUAAAUCUAAAUCUAGUCGAAAGUUAAGCCAAAAGAAGGGCAAGGCUAAAUUUCGAAGCAACAAUUUUUUUUAAUGCCCAAGAUCAAAAUCAAUUUAUAUAGCAACUUUUGAAAUGCAAUAGGCUUAUUUGACAAAAUUGUGUGUAAAGAUCUAUAUAAAUGGUAAAGAAAAAAAAGUACAAACAAAAAUUAUUAUUGUCUUCUUAAAAUGGAAGAGUGAAUAAAAUGUUCAAAAUAAA